Molecule: messenger RNA, 3469 nt
Organism: Lepisosteus oculatus (spotted gar)
Lineage: Eukaryota; Metazoa; Chordata; Actinopteri; Semionotiformes; Lepisosteidae
Source: RefSeq, a predicted model, not a curated record
GCAAGGGCCCGACAGCGCCGGGAUAACUCGGCGCAUGCGCUGUGUCGUGGGGGGGAGUGAGCGAGCUGAGCUGAGCAUGAAUGGAGCAAAAUGGCGGAUCAUGUGCAGAGCCUAGCCCAGCUAGAGAUCCUGUGCAAGCAGCUCUAUGAGACCACGGACACCACGACGCGCCUGCAGGCCGAGAAGGCGCUGGUCGAGUUCACCAACAGCCCCGACUGCCUGAGUAAAUGUCAGCUGCUGCUGGAGAGAGGAAGUUCAUCUUACUCCCAGUUGCUGGCUGCCACGUGUCUUUCCAAACUCGUUUCGCGCACCAGCAAUCCCCUUCCACUGGAACAACGCAUUGACAUUCGGAAUUAUGUCCUUAAUUACCUUGCGACCAGGCCGAAGUUGGCAACAUUCGUAACGCAGGCACUAAUCCAGCUGUACGCUCGAAUCACCAAGCUGGGCUGGUUCGACUGCCAGAAGGAGGAUUAUGUCUUCAGAAACGCUAUUGCCGACGUCACCAGGUUCCUGCAGGACAGUGUUGAGCACUGCAUCAUAGGGGUCACGAUCCUGUCACAGUUAACGAACGAAAUUAACCAAGCGGACACGACACACCCGUUGACAAAGCAUAGGAAAAUCGCGUCAUCGUUCAGAGAUUCCUCGCUCUUCGACAUCUUUACGUUGUCAUGCAACUUACUAAAGCAGGCUUCGGGCAAAAAUCUGAACCUGAACGACGAGAGCCAGCACGGCCUCCUGAUGCAGCUGCUCAAGCUGGCUCACAACUGCCUGAACUUCGACUUCAUCGGCACCUCCACGGACGAGUCCUCGGACGACCUCUGCACCGUGCAGAUCCCCACCAGCUGGAGGUCAGCUUUUUUGGAUUCUUCUACUCUGCAGCUGUUUUUCGAUUUGUAUCAUUCCAUUCCUCCAUCCCUGUCACCCCUGGUGUUAUCAUGCUUAGUACAAAUAGCUUCUGUUCGAAGGUCCCUGUUUAACAAUGCAGAGAGGGCAAAGUUCCUGUCUCACCUGGUAGAUGGAGUCAAAAGGAUUCUGGAAAACCCCCAGAGCUUGUCGGACUCAAACAAUUACCAUGAGUUUUGCCGACUGCUGGCCAGGCUGAAAAGCAACUACCAGCUCGGGGAGCUGGUGAAGGUGGAGAACUACCCCGAGGUCAUUCGGCUAAUAGCCAACUUCACAGUGACCAGUUUGCAGCACUGGGAGUUCGCCCCCAACAGCGUGCACUACCUGCUGAGCCUGUGGCAGCGGCUGGCCGCCUCUGUACCCUACGUGAAGGCCACGGAGCCCCACAUGCUGGAGACCUACACCCCCGAGGUCACCAAGGCCUACAUCACCUCGCGCCUGGAGUCUGUGCACAUCAUACUCCGAGAUGGCCUGGAGGAUCCUCUGGACGACACGGGGCUGGUGCAGCAGCAGCUGGACCAGCUGUCCACCAUCGGGCGCUGCGAGUACGAGAAGACCUGUGCCCUCCUGGUGCAGCUCUUCGACCAGUCGGCCCAGUCGUACCAGGAGCUGCUGCAGUCCAGCAACGCCAGCGCCAUGGACAUCGCCGUGCAGGAAGCAAAUGGUGACUUCUGCCCUCACCACACAAAUGUUUUUGUUUGCAGAGUCCUGCAGUUGAUGAACUUGACAGACUCUCGUCUUGCUCAAGCAGGAAAUGAAAAGCUGGAACUGGCCAUGCUCAGCUUCUUCGAGCAGUUCCGGAAGAUCUACAUUGGAGACCAGGUGCAGAAAUCCUCUAAGCUGUAUCGGCGUCUGUCGGAAGUUCUGGGGCUGAACGAUGAGACCAUGGUGCUCAGUGUGUUCAUUGGGAAAAUAAUCACCAAUCUGAAAUACUGGGGAAGAUGUGAGCCGAUCACCUCCAAGACGCUUCAGCUUCUCAACGACUUGUCCAUUGGCUACAGCAGCGUCAGGAAGCUGGUGAAACUCAGCGCGGUUCAGUUCAUGCUGAACAACCACACAAGUGAGCACUUUUCAUUCCUGGGCAUUAACAAUCAGUCAAACCUCACUGACAUGAGGUGUCGGACCACAUUCUACACCGCGCUGGGGCGCCUCCUCAUGGUCGACCUGGGUGAAGAUGAGGACCAGUUCGAGCAGUUCAUGUUGCCGCUGACUGCUGCGUUCGAGGCAGUGGCGCAGAUGUUCAGCACCAACACCUUCAACGAGCAGGAAGCCAAGAGAACGUUGGUUGGCCUGGUGAGGGAUUUAAGAGGCAUCGCCUUUGCUUUCAAUGCCAAGACCAGCUUCAUGAUGCUCUUCGACUGGAUUUACCCCUCCUACAUGCCGAUCCUGCAGCGAGCAAUCGAGCUGUGGUACCACGACCCUGCUUGCACUACCCCUGUACUCAAGCUGAUGGCAGAGCUUGUCCACAACAGGUCGCAAAGGUUACAGUUUGAUGUGUCGUCGCCUAAUGGAAUCCUGCUCUUCAGGGAAACCAGCAAGAUGAUAACUACAUAUGGCAAUCGUAUCCUAACACUAGGGGAGGUCCCGAAGGAUCAAGUCUAUGCACUAAAACUCAAAGGAAUCUCGAUCUGCUUCUCCAUGCUGAAAGCCGUGCUCAGUGGCAACUACGUGAACUUCGGCGUGUUCCGCCUGUACGGGGACGAUGCGCUAGACAACGCCUUACAGACCUUCAUCAAGCUCCUGCUCUCCAUCCCCCACAGCGACCUGCUGGAUUAUCCUAAACUCAGCCAGUCAUAUUACUCGUUGUUGGAAGUGCUAACCCAAGACCACAUGAACUUCAUCGCCAGCUUGGAGCCUCACGUCAUCAUGUACAUUCUGUCUUCUAUCUCUGAAGGACUCACAGCGCUUGACACGAUGGUGUGCACGGGCUGCUGCUCCAGCCUGGAUCACAUCGUGACCUACCUGUUCAAGCAGCUGUCCCGCAGCACCAAGAAGAGGUCCACCCCCAUGGUGCAGGAGAGCGACCGCUUCCUUCACAUCAUGCAGCAGCACCCCGAAAUGAUACAGCAGAUGCUGUCGACUGUGCUCAACAUUAUCAUUUUCGAAGACUGCCGGAACCAGUGGUCCAUGUCACGGCCGUUGCUGGGCCUGAUUUUGUUAAACGAGAAAUAUUUUGCUGACUUGAGAAACAGCAUAGUCAACAGCCAGCCUCCCGAAAAGCAGCAAGCCAUGCACUUGUGUUUUGAAAAUCUAAUGGAAGGCAUUGAACGCAACUUACUCACAAAAAACCGAGACAGGUUUACGCAGAACCUCUCUGUCUUCCGGCGGGAGGUGAACGACUCCAUGAAGAACUCCACGUACGGCGUCAACAGCAACGACAUGAUGAGCUGACAUUCCGGCGAGGCCCCGCGAGCGCCGCCGCCCCUGCGCCCCCUCGGCCCGGCUGCCGCGGGAGGGGCGCGCCUCUGGAGAGCGCGUUUCUGACCGGGCCUCAGCCUCCUCCCCCGCCCUUCCUCCGCGCUCCCUCACUGCUCCUCCUCUUCCUCCUCCCCCCCUCCUCCUGUCC